Messenger RNA from Coregonus clupeaformis (lake whitefish), 3520 nucleotides. Its product is annotated as E3 UFM1-protein ligase 1-like. The coding region runs from base 170 to 2554 and encodes 794 amino acids. Gene Ontology annotation, cellular component: endoplasmic reticulum membrane. Gene Ontology annotation, molecular function: UFM1 ligase activity. Gene Ontology annotation, biological process: regulation of proteasomal ubiquitin-dependent protein catabolic process; response to endoplasmic reticulum stress; protein K69-linked ufmylation. NCBI's taxonomy places the organism in Eukaryota, Metazoa, Chordata, Actinopteri, Salmoniformes, Salmonidae. The record is from RefSeq and is a predicted model, not a curated record. The transcript is spliced from 19 exons.
UUCUACGUUACCGUUAUGUUGACGUGUAGAUCACUCACUAUACUACUAGCUAACGUUACUGUACUUUGCGCAACAUGGUUUAGCUAGUAGCUAUAAAUAUAGCCAUAGAGUUGAAGAUUAUCGCUCAUGCAAAGCUGUAGUUGAAUAGUUUUGGAAGCCAACAAAUACGAUGGCAGCCGCCUGGGAAGAAAUCAGACGUCUGGCAGCGGAUUUCCAGAGAGCACAGUUUGCUGACACAGUGCAGAGGUUGUCGGAGAGGAACUGCAUUGAAAUCGUUGCCAAGCUGGUUGAAGAGAAGAAGUUGGAUGUGGUACACACACUUGAUGGCAAGGAGUACAUCACCCCGUCCCAAAUCAGUAGGGAGAUACGGGACGAGCUCUACGUCCAUGGAGGUCGUGUCAACAUUGUGGACCUACAGAAGAUUAUCAACGUUGAUUGGGUCCAUGUUGAGGCCAGAGCAAAUGACAUAGCAAGAUCUGAUAAAAGCGUUCAACUGGUGCUGGGGCAGCUUAUCGAUGAAAACUACCUGAAUCGAGUUUCUGAGGAGGUGAAUGAUAAACUACAAGAGGCAGGCUUGGUGAACAUCCCAGAACUAUGUAAAAACUAUGACCUUCCAGGGGACUUCCUGACUGAGGAGCUGUCGAAGCGCCUUGGGAAAGUCAUCCAAGGCCAGAUGGAUGAGUACAACAGGGGAGUCUUAUUCACCCCUGCAUUUGUCUCUCGCCACAGAGCUCGCAUCCGUGGGCUUUUCAGUGCAGUGACUUGGCCAACACCAGUCGGUAACGUGAUUGGCAUUUAUGGUUUUCAGGAACAUCUUCUCUACUCUGUUUUGGAGGAGCUGGUGAAUACUGGCCGUCUGAAAGGCACUGUGGUGGGGGGCCGGCAGGACAAAGCUGUCUACAUCCCUGACAUCUACUCCAAAACACAGAAUGCCUGGGUGGACUCAUUCCUCAAGCAGAACGGCUACUUAGAGUUUGAUUCCUUGAUCAGACUUGGCAUCCCUGACCCAGUGAGCUACAUCAAGAAGCGUUUCAAGUCCAGCAAGCUGCUGUUCCUUAGGGCAGCCUGUGUAGGCCAGGCCCUGGUAGACCAGGUGGAGGCUUCUGUGGAGGAGGCUGUCAACUCUGCCACAUGGUCCGAUGUACAGCCCAUUCUGCCCAGCUGUCUGUCCAUGGAAGACGUUGGCAUCAUAAUCAACGAGGCCAUGAGAACGACCAACGUGCAGUCGACUGCCAGGGUCCUGGGAGACACCGUGGUGGUCAGCGAGAAGUUCAUCAGCAACUGUCUCUGUCUUUUUGAGGAGACCAUGCAGCAUAAAGCUCAGAAGGAAGCCAAGAACAACCCUGUUUUCCUGAUAACUGAAGACGAUCUCAAGCAAGGCGCUAUGAUGACAGAAAAUACAGCCCCCUCCAAAAAGGAGAAGAGGGAGGCAGAGAGGAGGAGAAGGACUACAGAGGGCAGCGGCAGUAAAGGAGGUGGUGGAGGAUGCAACGCCAGAGAGGUCAGGAUACGCAAAACCAAGAGGAAGGGCAAGAGGGACGAUGACAGUGACGAGGAGACAGCAGUCACCCCACAAAAUCGUAACAAACAGACUGAAGUCCCCUUCAUGGGCCUGGAGGAGAUCACCGCUGUUCUAGAAGAGAGAGUGUGUGACUGCCCCGAAGAAAUCCUCUCUGAGUUGGCGGAGCAUUUAGUAAGGCCAUUGACUAAGACCUACCAGGAGGUGGUUCGGACUGUGUUCAUGUCCUCCACUAGCUCCACGACCGGUGUGACCAAGAAGAGAAGUGUGAAGGACUUCCAGGAGGAGCUCUCCAACCUGUACAACAACAUCAGGCUCUUUGAGAAAGGGACCAAGCUCUUCUCUGAUGAGACCCAGGUCCACAUUGCCAAGUACGUCCUGAAGACGGUGUGCACGGACAUCACCAAUAUCCUGGUGAAUUUCAUGGCAGCUGAACUCAUGAUGUCAGCAGAGAAUCCCAGCUCUAUCACCAACGAGGUCAGAGUGAAGAUGUUAGGAAUGUUUCCAGAGGAAACCAAAGGGCCUCUUAUGAAAGUGCACAACAGUCUGAAUGGAAAAACGAUUGAAGAUUUUUUAACCAAUAUAGAAACAGCAGUUGAGGUGUGUGGAUUCAUGCUGAAGAAAGGAGACAAGAAAAGAGAAAGACAGGCCCUGUUCCUGCACCGGCAGGCUCUGAUAGAGCAGCUGAAGGAGACGGAGGACCCAGCCUUGAUUCUCCACCUGACCAGUGUGCUGCUCUUCCAGGCCAGCACCCACUGCAUGCUGCACGCCCCCGGACGCUGUGUCCCCCAGAUCAUAGGGACUCUGGUGGGCCGCGUCUCUGAGGAGCAGCACAGGCUGCUGACGGGCUACCAGGGUCUGGUGGUUAAGCAGCUGGUGAGCCAGAGCCAGGGGAAAAAGCAGGAGCAGGGGGAGGGAGAGAACCCAGAGGAGGGGGACGAGGCAGAGGCCAUCCGGAAGGAGCUGGUCUCCCUGACCAGCGAAGUAAAGGAUCUGGUCCUCUCUCAGAAGAAGACGUCUGGGACUGAAGAGUGAAUGGGCUUGUGCCACAUCGACUGCAUUGCAGUUGGAAACUGCCAGCUGACUGAUCUACAAAUCACCUAACUACUCAUUAUUAUUUGUAGAUCAGUCAGUUAGUACUGAUUUACCCACAAUGCAUCGCAGAUUUAAUGCUCUCCAAAGCGGCCAAUGAAUGUCCAGAAAUCUAGAAAUAAAUUCAUAAUUAAAUACUGUAGAUCAGCUGCCCCAAACACAAUUGUCUUACAAAGUGCUUUCUCAACAGUCUUACCCAUUUAGACUAAGAAAUAUCUGAUACCCACCUAGUGUGGUAGUGUUGUGAGUGGUCUAUUAUUUGCAGUAAAUUCCUUUGCAGGAUGUGUCAUUUGAAUUAACAUUCAAAUUAAGUCCUCAGUGAGGUAAUUUGCUCCUGUAAGUCGCUCUGGAUAAGAGCGUCUGCUAAAUGACUAAAAUGUAAAUGUAAAUGUAAUGUAAUAAAUAAUUUCAUGGAUUAGUUAAACUCAGCCUCUCUUGGAAUGUAACUUAGUUUGUGUCUUUUGGGCUUAUAGUCAACAUGAUAUUUAAGAGGUGGAAACUAUCGUUAUUUAUGUCACUUCAAAAUUCACAGAAGCUAGAUAUUUAUCCUUAGUAGUCCUAAAUCACUGCCUCAUCCAGGCUACUGUAUCUUCUUCAUUCUACUGAAACGAAAGAUACACAGACCACUGGCGCCCUCCAUUGGUAACACACAAUACUGGGAACAACUGCACAUGAAACUUGUAUUAGGGACAGAUCGAAAUUUACUGGUGGGGAGGGGCUAGUCCAACUAAAGGUGUCAUAAAAUAAAUUGAACACCCUAGAAUUAACAACGAAUAACAAUAACCGUAGCGACCCUGUGUUUAUAAACGUGGAUAUCAACUUUGCCACUUCUGUAUGCUUUUGUGGCACAGUCGAUUCCACGCAGGGCUAUGGGCCAGAAGGUUGAGGGUUCACCGCUACCACAGACGA